Molecule: messenger RNA, 682 nt
Organism: Hippoglossus stenolepis (Pacific halibut)
Lineage: Eukaryota; Metazoa; Chordata; Actinopteri; Pleuronectiformes; Pleuronectidae
Gene: c2h17orf67
Product: chromosome 2 C17orf67 homolog
Exons: 4
Coding region: 105-377 (90 amino acids)
Source: RefSeq, a predicted model, not a curated record
AGGAGGAGGAAGAGGAGGAGAAGAAUUUUCCCCUUCACCCCCACUGGACUCUGGUCAGGACCUCAGUACAGAGAAAGCUCAGGCAGGAAAAACAAGUGUAGAAGAUGAAGAAGCUGGUGGUGUUUCUGCUCUGCCUGGUCCUGCUGACUGCUUACACAGAUGCCAAUCCUAUCAUCAAGGAGAGCUUUGCUAAGCAGCUGCUCCGCAGCAAGAGGCAGGAUCGGCCAUUGAAGGCCGGCCAUCCCGAUGAGCCAAUGAGGGAGCAUCUGCUGCACAUGCAGGCUCUGGAUCAGAGGGCCCAGGAGACCAACAUGGAGUACUGGCUCAAUCCUCACUGCCCCCCUCGCUGUGACAGGAACUACGGACACCCCGUUUGAGGAUGAUGACAAAGGACCAGAAGUGACAACAUGGACUCAACAAUGGCAUCAGUGAAAACCCUUGACAACCAGAAGGACAGAGAGACUCUCUCUCUCCUUCUCCUUAAAUGAAAUGACCAUGUGCAGAAUGAAUGCUAAAUAAAUGGUCUUCAUGCUUAUAUAACCUCACUGUAUAGCAGCAGUGUAGUUUGCUGUUUCCAGUAGUUUCAACAUGUAUUCUCUAAGUUGUGUAACAGAAUGAAUGAACAGUGAAUGCAAUUACAAAUAAAUCUGAACGCAUGAGUGCCUUCAAUCUGGGUAACAAA